CAAAGGCGAAGCAAACCAUCCCCGUCGCCGUCGCCGUCGCCGUUGCCGCGGCCGAAGGUUGACUCGCUACCCACCGCCGGCCACCACCAAUGGCUGGUCCGUACGCCCCCUACCACCCCACUACCAAACCCGCCGCCUCCACCACCUCGUCGUACCUCAUGAUCAGAAACUCCAGCCUCUCCACGUGGGUCCUCAUCCUCGUCCUCUGCUUCAUGUCCUACCUCCUCGGCGUCUGGCAACACGGCGGCCCAAUUUCCCCCGCCACCUUCUCCACCACCUCCACCACUACCGCCGCCAUCCCCUGCCCCUUGUCCACCGGAAAGAGAUCGUCCUCGUCCUCGUCCUCGUCCUCCGCCUCCGCCUCAGCAGUCGCCCUCGACUUCGAAUCCCACCACCGCCAGGACGACAUCGGGGACGCCGAGCUAGACGACCGCCCCAAGACUUACCCGGCCUGCGCGGCCAACUUCAGCGAGUACACGCCCUGCGAGGACGUGCAGAGGUCGCUCCGGUUCGACCGGAAUAGGCUGAUAUACCGGGAGCGGCACUGCCCGGACAAGAGCGAGAAGGUGAAGUGCCGGGUGCCGGCCCCCUACGGGUACAGAGUACCGUUCCGGUGGCCGGCCAGCAGGGACCUGGCGUGGUACGCCAACGUGCCCCACAAGGAGCUCACGGUGGAGAAGGCGGUCCAAAACUGGAUCCAGUACCAGGGCGACCGCUUCCGCUUCCCCGGGGGCGGCACCAUGUUCCCCCACGGCGCGGAUGCCUACACCGACGACAUCGGCCAGCUGAUCAACCUCAAGGACGGGUCCAUCCGGACAGCCAUCGACACCGGUUGCGGGGUGGCCAGCUGGGGAGCUUAUCUUCUGUCUCGAAACAUACUGACAAUGUCCUUUGCGCCGAGGGACACGCACGAAGCUCAAGUUCAAUUCGCCCUCGAGCGAGGAGUGCCGGCCCUGAUCGGCGUUCUCGCGUCCAAGAGGCUUCCAUAUCCGUCCAGGGCAUUCGACAUGGCCCAUUGCUCUCGGUGCCUCAUCCCUUGGGCUGAAUCCGGUGGAACGUACUUGAUGGAGGUGGACAGAGUUCUGAGGCCGGGCGGGUAUUGGAUUCUGUCGGGUCCGCCGAUUCGAUGGAGGAAGUACUGGAGGGGCUGGAAUAGGACCCAAAAUGACUUGAGAUCCGAGCAGAACUCGAUCGAGAGGGUGGCCAAGAGCCUGUGCUGGACCAAGCUCGUCGAGAAGGGCGACAUUGCCGUCUGGCGAAAACCCACCAACCACUUGCAAUGCAAAGUGAACCAGUUCUGCCCGACCCAAGAUCCGGACACGGCCUGGUACACCAACAUGGACACUUGCUUGACCCGGCUACCGGAAGUCUCUGGCGACGAGGAGGUCGCAGGCGGCCAGGUGGCAAAGUGGCCGGAGAGGCUCAAUGCGGUCCCGCCCAGGAUCAGCAAGGGAACAGUGCGGGGCAUCACAGUGGAGACCUUCCGAGCGGACGCAGAGCUCUGGAAGCGGAGGGCCUCGUACUACAAGACGGUGAACAACCAACUGGGGCAGGCCGGGAGGUACCGGAACCUGCUUGAUGCGAAUGCCCACUUGGGCGGCUUCGCGGCGGCGCUCGCGGAGGAUCCUGUCUGGGUCAUGAACGUGGUCCCCGUGGAAGCACAGGUCAACACGCUCGGAGUCAUAUACGAAAGAGGGCUCAUCGGGACUUAUCAGAGCUGGUGUGAAGCCAUGUCUACUUAUCCUAGGACUUACGAUCUCAUCCAUGCCGACUCGUUGUUCACCCUCUACAAGGACAAGUGCGAGGCAGAGGACAUAUUGCUGGAGAUGGACAGGAUCCUGAGGCCGGAAGGGAGCGUGAUCAUCCGGGACGACGUGGACGUGCUGGUGAAGUUGAAGAGGAUGAUCGACGGGAUGAACUAUGACAGUCAAAUCGUCGACCACGAGGACGGCCCCCUCGAACGGCAGAAGCUCCUCUUCGCCGUCAAGUCCUACUGGACCACCCCGUCAACUUCCGGUCACCGUCGAUCCUCCACUUCUUCAUAGGAACCAAAUUAAUUCACUUUUCAGUGUUUUCUUCUUCUUCUUCUUCUUUUCUUUUGCUUUUUCAUGUUUUGAGCAAUUCUUUCAUGAUGAAAAAAAGUUCCAGAUAGAUCCAGUGCCAACAAAACCCUAACUCUUUGAAGGGUCGCUCUUCUUCUUUGGUUCGUCCUCUCUUUUUUUCUAGGGUUUCAAGUGAUUUGUUUGUUACCGGUAGACGCGUAAUUUGGUGUAUGUAAUCCUGG
Rhodamnia argentea is the source of this 2284-nucleotide messenger RNA. RefSeq names its product probable methyltransferase PMT15. Gene Ontology annotation, cellular component: endosome; cytoplasm; trans-Golgi network. The record is from RefSeq and is a predicted model, not a curated record. Lineage: Eukaryota; Viridiplantae; Streptophyta; Magnoliopsida; Myrtales; Myrtaceae. The transcript has 6 exons. The coding region runs from base 90 to 2045 and encodes 651 amino acids. Gene Ontology annotation, molecular function: methyltransferase activity.